This is a messenger RNA of Entrophospora candida, 507 nucleotides long. NCBI's taxonomy places the organism in Eukaryota, Fungi, Glomeromycota, Glomeromycetes, Entrophosporales, Entrophosporaceae. The record is from the annotation of a GenBank genome assembly.
AUGUACAACACUGAUAGUGACAAUGGAAAACGCAAUAUUAGAGCAUUUAGCAAAUUUUUAAAUGCACAUGGUAUUACCGCCAAAAGAUUGAGAAAAAUAGGGAGUAAACAUGCUUCUAGAGUUCAUGGUAGUCAAAAUCCAAUGCCCCAACAUCUUAGUUUACUUUGUAGAAUUGCAAUGAGACAUAAGAUUGACUGUUUUGAUUCUGGAACUUAUUAUGCUGAGGGUGACACUUCUGAUUCUGAUACCAAUCCUGAUAAGAAUAAUGAUCUUUCAAAGGAAUGCCCUUCCCCCAACUGUGAUAAAGAUGUUGAAAUUUUUGAAGAGUUUUCUAGACGAGAUUCCACAUUGAGUGGUGUUUCAUCUGUAACUGCUAGAAUGGAGAAAGAACUCCAGGUCAAUUCUACUGGAAACUCGCAGGAUAAUGAAAGGAUGGAUAUAGAAUAUGAAUCGGAGGAUGAAAACAAUACUUUCCAAACGCAAGCAUCUACGCAAGAAAGAUCUUGA